ACUUCCGUUCCGUCCAAGUCUUGUUUGAAAGCUGAGAUGGAGUGCCUUGGGGAAUGUUAUGAGUGUUGCACAUAUUGAUCGGCAUGGGCUCCCGGUGGCGGCAAUUGCCACGCUUGGUUCAGAAAUUACGCCCGGCGGUUCCUCUGCUGCCAGCUAGCUGUCUCGGGCGUAAUCCCGUUAGGCUUUGGCACAACUCUGCUAUCAGUUACCGUCAGCUGCCAUCUGGCAAUGGACCUACUCGGGGAAAGAGUGGGACGGGUGCGUUGUCUUCCUGGGGGGCGGAUGACAACGAGGAGGGGAACGAAGACAACGACGACCUGGACAUAGAGGACAAGCAUUUGGAGGAAUCGAGGUUACCGCUUAUCACGCAGGAGACGCAGAGAGUGUUUAUUGUACACCCGGCUGUGAAAUGGGGACCAGACAAGCCGAAGCUGACCACAGCCGAACUGCAGCUAGCUGAAGCUGUUACUCUAAUAAACACCCUUCAAAACUGGACAGUGAUCGAUAAAAUCAUUCUGCCUAUACAAAUUCCUGACAAGAAAUUUAUCUUUCACAAAGGAAAUUUUCAACUUCUAACUGAAAGGAUUAAAAGAUUGCCUCUUGUAUCAUCUGUCUUUGUAAAUGUAGAAGUACUCUCUCCUGUAACUAAAAAAGAACUUGAAAAGGCCUGGGGCGUGAAGGUUUUUGACAGAUACACAAUUGUCCUUCAUAUUUUCCGAUGCAAUGCUCAAACAAAGGAGGCAAAACUCCAGAUAGCUUUGGCUGAACUCCCACUUCUAAGGACCAAUGUAAGAAAUGAAGUUACUCAGUUAGACCAGCAGAGAGGUGGCUCAAGAUACAUUAUGGGGUCAGGUGAAACCUUCAUGGAAAUUCAGCUUCGUCUCUUAAAAGAAAAAGAAGUUAAAAUUCGAAAGGCUCUACAGAAGCUUAAAAAAAAUAGGAGUUUACUCAGAAAACAACGGAAGAGAUGCGAGUUUCCUAUUAUUUCCGUAAUGGGCUAUACUAAUUGUGGGAAGACCACUCUAAUCAAGGCUCUCACCGGGCAUGCAAAGUUACAGCCUCGAGAUCAGCUUUUUGCCACAUUGGACAUUACAGCUCACGCUGGACACCUGCCAUCUCGGUUGACUGUUCUAUAUGUUGAUACUAUUGGAUUUCUCUCUCAGUUGCCCCACAAUCUUGUUGAAUCAUUUUCAGCUACAUUAGAAGAUGUAGCUUGCUCAGAUUUAAUUGUCCAUGUGAGGGACAUUAGCCAUCCAGAAACCAGCCUCCAGAAGAAAACUGUAUUAUCAGUUCUCAAGAAUCUUAAUCUUCCCAAUCAUCUACUUGAAUCAAUUAUUGAAGUACAUAACAAAGUGGAUUUAAUAGAUAGGUAUCAACCUAAAGAACAAAACGCUAUAACCACUUCAGCUCUCCUUGGACAUGGUUUAAAAGAGCUGAAAGAGGAAAUUGAGACAAGAAUUUUGAAAGGAACUGGGAAAAAAAUUCUGACAAUUAAAAUCAAUUUAUCUGGACCUCAACUCAGUUGGCUCUACAAAGAAGCAGUAGUACAAGAAGUUGUUGUUGUUCCUGAGGAUAAUACAGCUAAAGUAAAGGUCAUCAUAAGCGACGCUGCCUUGUGGAAAUACAAACGUCUAUUUCCUCAAUCUAGUUGUUUGUCUUGAAAGCAAGAACCUGCUUUGCCUCUGGGAGAAAGGUCCUCCAGCAAAUUUUUAAGAGACAAGAAGUUCAUCAGAGCUCCAGCCACAGUGAUGAGACUCCAUAGACUAACAGUGACUCCAGUGGACUUAAAAUUUAACACAUAGAUGUUUAUAUGAAAAUGUUACUGCUGAUACAAGGCUCUCAGUUUUUCAACAGAGUGUUAGAGAUGACAGUGAGAUGAAAGAUGUGCCAGGACAGUUUUAAGAUUUUGGUGGGGGAAAUGGGUUACCCAUGUGUGACAAUUAUAUUGAGGAGAGACUGAGGUAUGCUUAAUGCUAGAGAAUAUACUUAUAGGAGUACAUAAAGCUCUGUUGGCAUUCUGCUAA
Molecule: messenger RNA, 2024 nt
Organism: Candoia aspera
Lineage: Eukaryota; Metazoa; Chordata; Lepidosauria; Squamata; Candoiidae
Gene: GTPBP6
Product: GTP binding protein 6 (putative)
Exons: 10
Coding region: 84-1661 (525 amino acids)
Cellular component (GO): cytoplasm
Molecular function (GO): ribosome binding; GTP binding
Source: RefSeq, a predicted model, not a curated record